Molecule: messenger RNA, 794 nt
Organism: Syzygium oleosum
Lineage: Eukaryota; Viridiplantae; Streptophyta; Magnoliopsida; Myrtales; Myrtaceae
Product: BON1-associated protein 1-like
Exons: 1
Coding region: 21-644 (207 amino acids)
Biological process (GO): defense response
Source: RefSeq, a predicted model, not a curated record
UUCAUUAUAUAAGUGCAUAUAUGUUGUGGUCUCCUAUUUCGUUCAAUGAAAGCACACCCACUAGGUUCAUGAACCCGUCGGACAUGGCCAGCACCCACAAUCGCAGCUUAGAAGUCACCGUCAUCUCCGGCGAAGACCUCCGCAUCAAUGACCGGCCCAUCAAGAGCAAUGCCUUCGUCACUGUGAAGGCCGACUCUUGCGGCUCGCCUUCAUUGCAAGACUCGACGAAACCCGAUGCGCUGAGCGAGAGCUACCCUUACUGGGACGAGAAGCUCCACUUAGACUUGCCUGCGGGCUCGCGCUACCUUGUCAUCGAGGUCUACCGGAGGAGCUCCGCGGCCGGAGACAGGCUCAUCGGGACAGCCUGGAUUCCGGUGUCGGACUUCGUUGGAGACUACACGCCGGAGAAUUACCUGCAUUUCUUGAGUUACAGGCUGGUAGACGCCAAAGGCCUGCGCAACGGGAUCAUCAAUAUCUCGGUCAGGGUCGUCCCGUCGUCAUGUAAAGGGACUUCUGCAUCGCCUUCGUUGCCUUCCGUGCCCAAGUUCGGGAUUCCAGCCGAUCGAGUGGGGACAGGCGGGACGGUGACCGGCGGGACGGUGACCGGCAUGCCGGUUUGGUAUCCCAAUCAAUGGAAAUCUUGAGAAACACGGGUGUUUCGAUUCUAAACUUUCAGGAGGCAAAGAAGGUAUCCAGAUUGAUGAGUUUGGGAUUCUUUGGUAUGUCAGUUACGGUUUGGUUUUUGGUCACGCAAGUGAUCGUCGUAUUGGUGUAGACAGAAUCGUAAUACAAAU